GAGCGCGCAUGCGCAGACAGCUCACUCUCACACACACUGCAGCAGCACGGAGACCGCAGGACACUGGAUGAAUAGAGGGAGAAUAACCGUAAAUGUCCAGAUGGGAAUAUGUGGGUAGGGCAUGGCGACGUCCUAAAGAAGACAAAGACUUUUUAGAUAGCGACACCUCCACUGCCUCUUAUAACGCGGGACGUGGAGGAUCAUUGAGGAGAAAAACAGCCGAAUUCAUCUGGGGUACCAGAAUGGAUGAAACUCUCUGGGCAGAACCCCACUUUUAUUACCGAAUCGGCCCGAAAUAGAUGUGAAAAUAAGCCCAACCAAGUGUUUGAACAGCGACCUGACACAUGUAUGUUACAAAAUCUGAUCUGUGUGUGACAGAAAAAAGCAAAAGUCCGAUUUGAUGCGUUGAAUUCCUUCGGAGAGAUGUCAUCGUUGUAAGUGCUGGAUGUGACACUGCAGCUGUGAGUAUGGGAGAUCUGACCGACUCCAGAGAUCCGAAAAAGACUUUCAUUGUUCCUGCCAUCAAGUCUUUUGAUCAUUAUGAUAUUAAUAGAGCUAAAAUCAGAGCCAGCCUCAAAUGGCUGGUGGCCAAAGCCUUUGGUACAGACAGUGUUCCAGAAGACCUGAACGAGCCUUUCUACAGGGACCAGUAUGAGCAGGAGCACCUGAAGCCUCCGGUGGUGGGUCUUCUGCUGUCAGCUGAGCUGUACUGCCGAGCAGGGAGUCUGAUUUUAAAGAGCGAUGCUGUCAAACCUCUGCUGGGUCAUGACGCCGUCAUUCAGGCUCUGGCUCAGAAGGGCCUGUACGUCACCGACCAGGAGAGACUGGUGACCGAGAGAGACCUGCAGAAGAAACCCAUUCAGAUGAGCGCCCACCUGGCCAUGAUUGACACGCUGAUGAUGGCGUAUACAGUAGAGACAGUGAGUGUGGAGAAGGUGAUGGCCUGCAUGCAGCAAUACUCCACCGAUUACCCAGACGGAGACGUGCCCUACGACACAGAGGAUGCGGUCACUAGCUGGAUGAAUAAGGUGAAUGAAUACUUGAAAGAAAUCAUAAUGCAGGAGCAACGGAGGACGGAGGCGCAGAACGCAGAGCCUGUUGAGAAUCCAAAGUCUCCAACCAAGUGGUAUAUGAAGCUGGUUCCUGCACGUUAUAGGAAGGAGCAGGUUCUGCCCAAGAUGGUGCCGUGGAUCCCCCCAGUGGACAACCUCCUGAAGGACAGCACAGAUGGCUGUGCCCUCGCCGCCCUGCUGCACUUUUACUGCCCCGCCAUCGUCCUCCUGGGAGACAUUUGCCUAAAGGAGACCAUGUCGCUGGCAGACAGUCUGUACAACCUCCAGCUCAUCCAGGACUUCUGUAAGGAACACUUGAACCAUUGCUGCCACUUCAAUCUGGAGGACAUGCUCUACGCUCAUUCUUCCAUCAAAAAUAACUAUCUUGUGUUUAUGGCUGAGCUCUUCUGGUGGUUCGAGGUUGUUAAGCCGCCAUUCGUCCAGCCUCAGGUGUUGGAUACUGAAGCACCAGCCCCUUCACUGAAAAAUUUGCCAUCUGUGCCCAUCUCAAAGGUCACAAAGAGAAGUUUCAUGGAACGACCGCCUAGUCCAGACAGACCAAGUCUCCCGCUCCAACCUCAACCACAGACUUCAGGCUCAGGUGAGAUCAAGAGAUCAACCUCAAUGUCAUUUGUGGAAAGCUUCAUGGGUACUUGGCCCAAAGAGAAGAAGUCUGCUGCUCAGGGAGUGUUCUUUGAAAUCCCAUUUGAUAAAGAGAACACCAAUCAAACACCUACUGGCCGAGGGAUGACUCGGUCUGUCAGCACUGAAGGUUUUGGUUUCAAGAUGCCCCACGGCACCAGGGGCAUCAAGAGAAACCUGUCCUUUCAGCCUGUCAACAGCAAGAACAUGGGCAUUGAUGAGGAAGUCUGUCCUGACAGCCUGUCGGGAAAUCAUAAUGGCCGUCUAAAUGGCUCAGGGCCACCUAGCAUCAAAGAGGCCCUUGAGAUCAUCCACAACUCAGAGAAGAAAUCUCAGAGCCCUAGGGUCCAUGCGCCCAGUGAGGGCUUCUUUCUUCACCUCCAGAAUAAAAGUGAUUUGAACCCUGAAGCAAAGGAUGGCGAGCUAGACUCAGUUUCAGAGUCAUCCAAAGGGGUUGCUAGCACAUCCACCACUGAAGUAGACACCGGCAUCCAUGUGCGGACGGAGGACAUCCAAGAGACACUAGAUGAGGACUCAUCCCUAAGGGAUUGUACUGUCAGUAUGGAGUUUGACACAGAUCAAGACUUUGAAGCAAGAGCUUACCAUAGCCAGGGCUCUACAAGCCCAUGUCCCAGCAGCCUAAGCAGCAAGUCCCCUGCUGGAAGCACCCCUGCUUUUACACCUGGGAUUAAGAUGACCAGCUUUGCUGAGCAGAAAUUCCGUAAAUUGAAUCCAAACGUGGAGCCUAAAGGUGCUGCUUCCCAGAGUACAACACCAGAUGGAUUAGAUCUCUGCAUUCCUCACUCUGUUUCCUGGGCUCCUUCACCUGAGGUCAGCCCUGCACAUCAGCCAUCCAAGGACCCGGCCCAGGCCAUGGCUGCAGAAAUGGUGCAGCUGCACAUGAGACUUGAGGAGAAGCGUCGAGCCAUUGAGGCUCAGAAGAAGAAAGUAGAGGCAGCUUUUACCCGACACCGUCAGAAGAUGGGACGCAGUGCCUUCCUCACAUUUGUCAAGAGGAAAGGAGUAGAUGGCACCUCACCUUCUCAGGAGGACACUCCUAGCUCAGAGGGAAGCAAGAGGCCAGCGGAGACACCUCAGCCAGUCAAGUCUCUGGUGAAGUCUGCGGGUGAGGACGGCACAUCCGAAGCGGACCUGAUAGAAUAUACACGUUCCAUUGAGAAGCUCAAUGCUUCCCUGAGCUUCUUGCAGAGUGAGAUGCAGCGGCUGGCCCAGCAGCAGGAGGUAAUCAUGCAGAUGCGGGAGCAACAGGCUUGGGUUGUGUCGCCACCUCAGCCUUCACCGCAAAAGCAGGUGCAAGAGCUCCGAGGGUGUGGGGCACGCUCUUCUGGGUCUCCCUCACCUGCGGAUUCUCCUAGAGCUACACACUGUUCCCCUACAAACCUUAGGAGGAAGUCUGCUUCUUUCCAUUCCAAGACACCAAGGACACCCAGACCCAGUGAGCUAAAGAUCACUCCCUUCAACCGAGUCCUGACUGUUCCACAGUCGGUGGACAGCAUACCACGCUUGAGAAGGUUCUCCCCAUCUCAGUCCGUGUCCUGCUCAUUUUCUUAUUUGGGAAAUGAGAAGAAACCACCAUCAGGACCUGAAGCUACAGACAAGGACAUAGAACAAGGCCUUGAGUCGUUGUCGAUUGAAUGUUCUUCUGGUACCAUCACCUCCCCAACCAAAGAAACCCAACAGGAUGUAACCGAAGUUGCUGACUUGUCAGCCAAGGAGACAGAAGAAAGGGGAGAGGAGAGCAAGAAGGAGAACGGACGAACAGAAGAAAGGGAACAGCUGAAGAAGCCAACAAAUGAGAUCAACCCGGUAGUGGAAUCUAGUGUGUCGGAAGUUUUGACGCAGAUCGUAAUGGAGACCGUCAUUGUCACUCCCACCGAGCCAGUUGAUAUCGCCCAUCAGACCAACACAAAUUUGAUUGAGGUUCCAUUGUCUGUUCUCAAGCCCCUGGAUGGACAGACGUUGCAAGAUGAAGGCGAGAAGGAGACUUCAGGGGAAAAUCUGGACGAUGAGCAGAAAAUGUGCUGUGGAUUCUUCUUUAAGGAUGAUAUGAAGGAAGAGGACAGCAUGGCCAUGAAGCGAGCAGCGCUUCUGGAGAAAAGGCUGAGAAGAGAACGGGAGAGCCAGCAGAGGAAACAGCAGCUGGAGGCGGAGCUUGAGCAAAAGAAAGAAGAGGCCAGAUUGAAAGCAGAGGAAGACCGCAUGAAGAAGGAAGAAGACAAAGCCCGGCGGGGGUUUAUCAAACAGGAGUACCUGAGGAGAAAACAGCUGAAGCUUAUGGAGGACAUGGACACGCUUGUCAAACCACGGCCUAUGGGGGCCAAACAGAGAAAACCACGGCCCAAGUCCAUCCACAGAGAUGUGAUGGAGUCCCCCAGGACUCCUGUCAGGGCCAUGGCAGGUUCACGACCUCGUGUUUUUUCAGUUUCCAGCCUGUCUCUGGCAUCUCUUGGAGAUAAUGACAGUGUCAACUCAGAUAAGAAAACACAAAGAAGCAACAGCUUAGCAUCUGGCAGUCUUUUCUUCUAUUUGAGCUCUCCUAGUGUGAGAAAUAGAAGGCCUGAUUCAGCAGACGGUUGCCUGUCGCCCACACGCUCCAGCAGCCAUAAUGGAGAGAAAGACUGGGAGAAUGGUUCCACCACAUCCUCACUAACAUCUAACACAGAAUACACAGGUCCUAAAUUAUAUAAGGAACCCAGUGCAAAGUCAAAUAAGCAUAUAAUUCAGAAUGCUUUGGCACAUUGCUGUUUGGCUGGCAAAGUCAAUGAGGGACAGAAAAACAAGAUUUUGGAAGAAAUGGAGAAAUCAGGGGCCAACAACUUCCUGAUCCUGUUCCGGGAUUCUGGCUGCCAGUUCCGCUCUCUCUACAUGUACUGCCCCGACACAGAGGAGAUCAACAAGUUGGCCGGCAUCGGUCCUAAAACCAUCUCGCGCAAGAUGAUCGUCGGCCUCUACAAGUACAACUCAGACAGGAAGCAGUUCAGCCAAAUUCCAGCCAAGACCAUGUCGGCAAGCGUCGACGCCAUCACGAUCCACAGCCACCUGUGGCAGACCAAAAAACCAGGAACGCCGAAGAAAGUAGCGGCCGUGAAGUCCUAGUGUUUCUAAACGCCGGACGUACACAAUCUCAAUGCACUUGUUUGUACAUAAUCGAAUCCUACAAUACUUUUUACACUCUUCUGUCAGCUGUCGUUCGGACACACAAGAUUGCGAAAACUAUGCACAACUGGAAUGUAAAACUCUAUGGGGUGGACACCCAAGACUGUGUGAUUCAAGUUGUUUUACUGCACCGCAUAAAUGUUGUUUUUAUUUAAAUGUGCCAAAAAAAAAAAAGGGGAAAAUAAUGAAAAGUUGUCAUGGAUGACCUGUUAUUUUAAUUUGGUACACUAAA
Sinocyclocheilus rhinocerous is the source of this 5103-nucleotide messenger RNA. Its product is annotated as calmodulin-regulated spectrin-associated protein 2-like. Gene Ontology annotation, cellular component: microtubule minus-end. The transcript is spliced from 19 exons. Gene Ontology annotation, biological process: negative regulation of microtubule depolymerization; cytoplasmic microtubule organization; neuron projection development. Gene Ontology annotation, molecular function: microtubule minus-end binding; calmodulin binding; spectrin binding. The record is from RefSeq and is a predicted model, not a curated record. NCBI's taxonomy places the organism in Eukaryota, Metazoa, Chordata, Actinopteri, Cypriniformes, Cyprinidae. Bases 468 to 4811 code for a protein of 1447 amino acids.